GGGCACCCUCGCUUGACGCCAUAGCCCAGCACCACCACCCCCAGGAAGCUGUCUUCAUACCGAUCCCCACACCGCCUCCCCCACUGCAUGGGAGACCCCACAGACUCCGCAUCUUCCUCACCGGCACCCCCCAAUGGAACCCCCUCAUCUUCCAGCCUGAUCUGAGCAGCGGCGGGGGGAGCGUGUGUGCAGCCUACCCCAGAGGGGAGGUGGUGCUGCGACCUGAUCCCACAGCCCGGUUCUGCCUGCCCACCCCCACUCCCACCAUGCCUCUCCUGUCCCACCUUGGGGCCUCUACCAUCUUCCUCGUCCUGGCCUUGAACCUCCCACUUCACCAGGCCAAGGUGGAGGAGGGGCUGGGGGGCCCAUCCCAGGGAGCAUCAUCGCUGGAUGGGGCUAAUGUCAGCACCUUGUGCCAGGAGACCUCAGAGUGCCAGGAGGGGGUGGUCCUGCCUGUGUGGCUACCCCAGAACCCAUCGGUGGGCGACAAGGUGGCCCGGGCCAUUGUGUACUUCGUGGCGAUGAUCUACAUGUUCCUGGGCAUGUCCAUCAUUGCCGACCGCUUCAUGGCCUCCAUCGAGGUCAUCACCUCGCAGGAGAAGGAGAUCACUGUGAAGAAGGCCAAUGGUGAGACCAGCACCACCACCAUCCGCAUCUGGAACGAGACCGUCUCCAACCUGACGCUCAUGGCGCUGGGCUCCUCGGCGCCCGAGAUCAUGCUCUCCAUCAUUGAGAUCGUGGGCCACGGCUUCCAGGCAGGCGAGAUGGGGCCCAGCACCAUCGUGGGCAGCGCCGCCUUCAACAUGUUCGUCAUCAUUGCCGUGUGCGUGCAUGUGGUGCCCGAGGGCGAGACGCGCAGGAUCAAGCACCUGCGCGUCUUCUUUGUCACGGCCGCCUGGAGCAUCUUCGCCUACAUCUGGCUCUACCUCAUUCUGGCCUGCUUCUCCCCUGGUGAGGUGGAGGUGUGGGAAGGCCUGCUCACCUUCCUCUUCUUCCCCAUCUGCGUGGUGCAGGCCUGGCUGGCUGACCGCCGCCUCCUCUUCUACAAGUACGUGCAGAAGAAGUACCGCGCCGACAAGGCCCGGGGUCUGAUCAUUGAGACGGAAGGCGACACAGCCCUCCCCAAGCUGGAGGUGGAGCUGGACAGCACCCAGGCCAACGGGAUGGUCGAGGCAGGCAAGAACGGGGACGAGGAAGCCCGGCGUGACAUGGCACGCACCCUGAGGGACCUGCGGCAGAAGCACCCAGAGAAGGACAUGGAGCAGCUGAUUGAGAUGGCCAACUACCACGUGCUGGUGCAGCAGCAAAAGAGCCGGGCCUUCUACCGCAUCCAGGCUACCCGCAUGAUGAUCGGAGCAGGCAACAUCCUGAAGAAGCAUGCGGCCGACCAGGCGCGCAAGGCGCUGAGUCUGCCCGAAGUGCGCCCUGAGGAUGACGACUCGCUCACCAGGGUGACCUUUGAGCCGUCGCUCUACCAGUGCUUUGAGAACUGCGGUGCUGUGGUGCUGACGGUGGAGCGGCACGGCGGCGACGUGGCUCGCACGGCUGUGCGUGUGGAUUUCCGCACCGAGGACGGCACAGCCAAUGCUGGCUCGGACUACGAGUACGCCGAGGGCACACUGCUCUUUAAGCCAGGUGAGACACAGCGCGAGAUCCGCGUGGGCAUCAUUGAUGAUGACAUCUUCGAGGAGGACGAGUACUUCCGUGUGCACCUCAGCAAUGUGCGGGCUGCCUGGGCCGAGCCGGGGGCUGAGCCACCCCCUAAGGCCUGCCUGGGCCCUGCUGCCACUGCCACCGUCACCAUCUUUGACGACGAUCAUGCCGGUAUCUUCACCUUCGAGGGUGCCUCAGUGCGGGUCAGCGAGAGUGUGGGGGCCGUGCGGGUACGAGUGCUGCGCACCUCAGGGGCCCGGGGCCGCGUGGCCCUGCCCUACCGCACCAUGGAGGGUACCGCAAAGGCUGGUGAGGACUACGAGGAGGCCGAGGGCAAGGUGGAGUUCCUCAACGAUGAGAUCACGAAAUUCAUCGAGAUUAAAAUAAUCGAUGACGAGGAAUAUGAGAAAAACAAGAAUUUCCACCUGGAGCUGGGGCCCCCUGAACUGCUGGAGAUGGGGCUGAGGCACGGUAUGGGGGGCACAGCACAUGGUAUUGGGGGCUGCAAUGGGGGUGGGGCACUGGGCAGCACAGGGAGGUGGGGUGGGGAAAGCCAGAGAGUAACAGUCCCGCUGCCUCUGCUCACCACAGGUGACUCUAACGAGAACCACCCCACUGAGGGGCAAGAGGGGGCUGCCAUCGCCAAGAUGGGGUGUCCCAGCCUGGGGGAACACCCUAAACUUGAGGUGGUGAUUGAGGAGUCCUACGAGUUCAAGAGUACUGUGGACAAACUGAUCAAGAAAACCAACUUGGCGCUGGUUGUGGGGAGCAGCAGCUGGAGGGAGCAAUUUGUCAGUGCCGUGACGGUCAGCGCUGGGGACGAGGACGAGGACGAGACGGGUGAGGAGCGGCUCCCGUCCUGCUUCGACUACAUCAUGCACUUCCUGACCGUGUUCUGGAAGGUUCUCUUCGCCUUUGUGCCCCCCACUGAGUACUGGGGGGGCUGGGCCUGUUUCCUUGUCUCCAUCGCACUCAUUGGGGUGCUCACCGCGCUCACCGGCGACCUGGCCUCCCACUUCGGUUGCACCGUUGGCCUCAAGGACUCAGUCACUGCUGUGGUCUUCGUGGCCCUUGGCACCUCUGUGCCUGACACCUUUGCCAGUCGGGCAGCGGCAAUCCAGGACCAAUACGCGGAUGCCUCCAUCGGCAACGUGACGGGCAGUAACGCAGUCAAUGUCUUCCUGGGCCUAGGGGUGGCCUGGACCAUUGCGGCCGGGUACUGGGCCAGCCAGGGCCAGCGCUUUGUGGUGGCACCGGGCUCGCUGGCCUUCUCCGUCACGCUUUUCACUAUCUUUGCCCUGCUGAGCAUCGCUGUGCUGCUGUACCGGCGCCGCGCGCCCAUGGGGGGUGAGCUGGGGGGUCCCCGCACCCCCAAAAUCCUCACUGCCCUGCUCUUCUUCUGUUUCUGGCUCCUCUACAUCUUGCUGGCUGCUCUGGAGGCUUACUGCCACAUCCAGGGCUUCUGAGGGGUGAGGGGCUGAGAGACAGACCCCCAUUCUCUGGCUGGUGGGAACUCCCCCCAGCCUCAGUUCUGGGUGGGGAGAACUGGCCUGCCCCAGUCCCUGGGAGGCGAGGCAUCUGGCUGGGGGUGGGAAACACUCACAUCGCCUGGGAAGCUAUGCGCCCAGCUCAGUGCUCCACAGGGGAGCGGGGGGAAGCACAACAGGUGCUGCAGGAGCAAAGGACAUUCCAACCUCCCCCAUCGCCUGCCCCCCCUCAAACUGGGGAAGCCUCCCACACUGCAGAGUCCCUUUCCUGCACCCUGGGCACCCCUCCAGCUCUGGGGAAACCCUCAGCCCCCAACUCUGUUCAAAAGGGGACAAAGGACAUUCCAACUGUAGACUGCCCCCCCCAGUGCACUUUGAAUUUAGCCAGGGGCAAAGGUCAUUCCAUCCACCCCCACCCUCGAGAGCCCCUCCUGCCCCAAGUCCCUCCCACUGGCAGUGUCCCUACUUGUGCCAUGGGGUAGCAAGGACCCAGGAGGGGGUAAACCCUGCCUGCAGGUGGCAGGAUAGUGGGGGGGGGGCAUGCUAGCAGGGGCUGGUAAGGAAUGUGGCAUUUGGUACAUAGCAGCAGCCCCACCUGCAGGGCUGCAAGGCUCAGCACACAAAAGGGGUAGGGGGAGGAUCAGUCUCUCUCUCAUCCACUGUUUUUAAACCUCCCUGCUCCAAAGCACAGGGACCCUUGUGUCCCCCACCCCUAAACACCAUUAUUAAUGAACUCUCACUAGGACAAGGGGGGAAGAGACACCCCCCCAUGGGGUCUCAGUGGGGGGAACAGGCUCCAAAUUCUCCCCCAUUGCCCGCCAAAACAGCACAAAGUCUUGCUAACAAAAAUAGCAACAAAUUGGGGUCCAUUCCCCUCCGUCCAUUCCGUUGCCUACAGAAUCCAGAUUUCUAUGCUGUUGAUUUUAUUUUAUUUAAAAAGAUAGAAAAUAAUAUUUUAUUUUGUAUUUAAGAACAACAACAGAGCCCCACUCUCCAGCUUCCCCCCCGGAGAACUGGGCUGUGGGGCUAACUGAUGCAGCCAUACCCCUCGUCCCGUGCAUGGUGUCCCAUCCUGGCAUCUGUCUGUCGUUAGCAUCUGUGAGUCAAUAUAUGUGUUUGCACUUGUCCAUCUGUCUGUCCGUGUCUGCCUGUUGCUGGCUAGUUAAACCCACAAUGUUUCCUGCCCCUAGCAGUUCCCCCUUCCCUAUCACACUCCCAUUGCCUGCAUCUUUCAUUUGUUAAGGGAAAAAAAAAAAAAGAAAGAAAAAUAGAAACAAAACUUUGUACUAAAAGUGUUGUGUCUUUGUGCUCCAGGGGGUGCU
Mauremys mutica (yellowpond turtle) is the source of this 4462-nucleotide messenger RNA. RefSeq names its product sodium/calcium exchanger 1-like. The record is from RefSeq and is a predicted model, not a curated record. The transcript has 7 exons. Gene Ontology annotation, molecular function: calcium:sodium antiporter activity. NCBI's taxonomy places the organism in Eukaryota, Metazoa, Chordata, Testudines, Geoemydidae. Gene Ontology annotation, cellular component: postsynapse; sarcolemma; axon. Gene Ontology annotation, biological process: calcium ion import across plasma membrane; sodium ion transmembrane transport; cell communication. The coding region runs from base 267 to 3119 and encodes 950 amino acids.